Molecule: messenger RNA, 555 nt
Organism: Trichoderma reesei QM6a
Lineage: Eukaryota; Fungi; Ascomycota; Sordariomycetes; Hypocreales; Hypocreaceae
Product: GPCR, PTH11-type
Exons: 3
Source: RefSeq, a predicted model, not a curated record
UUUUUCAUAUUCCAGUGUUUCGUCAAGAAUACCGUCGCCAUCACAAAGCUAUCCUUUCUCUUUCUCUAUCUCGACAUCUUUCCCCAAAAGAAGUUCCGGAUGAUCUGCUGGGCGAUGAUCUUCCAGAUAGCAGCUGGAUUGGUGGCUCUCAGCUUCACAACCAUAUUCCAAUGCACUCCGGUUCGAUAUUCUUGGGACAAGACUAUACCUGGUACAUGUAUCAACAUCAAGGCUUUCUGGUAUGGCCAGUCGGGCUGGAACACUCUUAUGGACGUUGUGGUACUGGUGUUGCCCAUACCUGUUAUCCUGAAACUGCAGAUGAACCGUCGGGCCAAGAUCAGCAUUCUGGCAGUGUUUGUUCUCGGAGCGUUCGUCACCAUCACGAGUAUCGAGCGCCUGAUCAGCUUGAACUUCAAUGCAACCUUCAUAUUGGACUUCACCUGGGCGACUGGGACAUCCGUCAUAUGGACCCAGGUAGAGUCAACGGUCGGUGUCAUCUGCGCCUGCGCACCAUCUCUGAGGACGCCGCUGGCCCGAUUUAUUCCCUUCCUCUUU